UUGGUGAGCAGAAGAACAUUGUGUCUUGUUUUGUCAUUAUUCUUGUGCAUUAGAACAUUCUGGAUAUAUAUAUCCACCUCAAAGAACCAGUUUUGAAGGACAUAUUUGGCCUUGGUGGACCUUUGGCCCAGUGUGCAGGAGUCAUGAAGCCCCGUAGACCAAGCUGUGCAGAUUCUGGCUCUGAGUCUGAUUCCAGAGAUCCAGAGAAGUUUGAGAGUGCAGUUCGGCGAAGGAUGGCAGCCAACGCUCGUGAGAGGAAGAGAAUGCAGGGCUUGAACACGGCAUUCGAUCGCCUGCGCAAAGUUGUUCCUCAGUGGGGCCAGGACAAAAAACUCUCUAAAUAUGAAACCCUGCAGAUGGCCCUGAGCUAUAUCAUGGCCCUCAAUCGGAUCCUGACUGAUGCCAGUAGACACACAACUCCUCAAAAGGACUGGCUGAAUCUUCAAUUUGAAGACCUACAACCAGAGACCUAUUCUUGCUUUAUGCAUUAUAACUCAUCCAUGGAAAAUGACUGCAUGCAUUCCUCUUUCUCCUACGACUACGAAAGUCUCUAAGUUCUCACUUAGACUCGUACGCAAUGGAGCAUUAAUUUGUAUCUUUGUUUACGUAGAUACAGGAGUCAGUAAAUACAUUUGUAUUACUAUGUAAUAUUUUAUAUUUAUGGUCGGAAAAUCAAGUGUUUGAUUAGCUUUAAUGGAGUCUGAACAAUUCUAGGGGUAGAGUUGCGUAAUUGUUGCAAUAAAAUAGUUUUUUCUAUGCACUUUUAUAAAAAUCUUCCACUAGGCGAUUGUAUUUGAUGACUCCAUAAA
Molecule: messenger RNA, 809 nt
Organism: Xyrauchen texanus (razorback sucker)
Lineage: Eukaryota; Metazoa; Chordata; Actinopteri; Cypriniformes; Catostomidae
Gene: atoh7
Product: atonal bHLH transcription factor 7
Exons: 1
Coding region: 144-554 (136 amino acids)
Biological process (GO): neural retina development; regulation of DNA-templated transcription
Molecular function (GO): protein dimerization activity
Source: RefSeq, a predicted model, not a curated record